AUGAUUAACAAGCACUUCCUUGAAAUUGCAUUGGUGCUUCUGGCCUAUUAUUCCACCCUCUCCUCUCUUGAGCUGAAACUGGUUCUCUUCCAGCAAAGAAGAGUGAGCAGAGAAAGUUUCAAACUUUUGAAUCAUUUGCAAACCUCAUCAGUCCAGCAGUGUCUACCACAUAGGAAAAACUUCCUGCUUCCCCCGAAGGCUGUAAGUCCCGACCAGCACGGGAAAGGAUAUGCACUGACCAUUCUUCAUGAAACCCUUCAGCAGAUCUUCAACCUCUUUGGGUCAAAUAUUUCUCUGGGUGGUUGGGAGGAAAGUCGGAUGAAGAAGCUCCUUAUUGAACUUCAUCAACAACUAGAAUACCUAGAAACGUUCAUGGAACUGCAAGCAGAUCAGAAAAGUGACACCGUAGGUAGUGACAACCUUAGGUUACAGGCUAAAAUGUACUUCCAAAGGAUUCGUGAUUACCUGGAAAACCAGGAAUACAGCAGCUGUGCCUGGACUGUUGUCCAUGUGGAAAUCAACCGGUGUUUAUUCUUUGUGUUCCGACUCACAGGAAAGCCAAGCAAACAAGAAAUGGACCCUUGA
Messenger RNA from Phyllostomus hastatus (greater spear-nosed bat), 585 nucleotides. It is a transcript of the gene IFNE, whose product is annotated as interferon epsilon. The transcript has a single exon. The record is from RefSeq and is a predicted model, not a curated record. Gene Ontology annotation, biological process: T cell activation involved in immune response; B cell proliferation; humoral immune response. The coding region runs from base 1 to 585 and encodes 194 amino acids. Lineage: Eukaryota; Metazoa; Chordata; Mammalia; Chiroptera; Phyllostomidae. Gene Ontology annotation, molecular function: cytokine activity; type I interferon receptor binding. Gene Ontology annotation, cellular component: extracellular region.